UGAGGCGGAAAUGAAUAUGAUAUUAGGAAAAGAAUAUGGUAUAUUUAAUCAAUAUUUGUUGUAUAUUACGGUAUAUUUCUGAGGGUCAGACCGUAUAUUUUAUCCGCGGUCAGACUGUUGUGAAAUUGCGCCUUUGAAGAGUUCCGAAUUUCUGUAAAAAAAAAAAACCAAAAUAAUGGCAACUAACAAGGAAUGCCUGGUUAUUGUACUGGACAUACGGAGCUGCGCUGCCGAGGAGUUUAAACUGAAGUCUGUGAAAUGUGUGUCCGAAAUACUCAAGGAUAAGAUCGUGUGCAGCAGUAAGGACUAUGUAUCCUUUGUACUGGUGGGCAGUGACCGCGAUAAUAAUAAUAGCGACUGCCAGAAUGUGAUGUACUUCAAGGAGGGUGAGGUGCAGCUCUGCAGCUGGCAACUGUUGCUGGAUCUCUUUAGAUUUGUGAACGAAACGGCCUGCGAGCAGGGCGAGUGGCUGGACGGAAUAAAGGUGGCCCUAGCCAUGCAGGAAACUGCCCAGUUGUUAAAGCCCGCCAGACAGCGCAUACUUCUGCUCUUUGACUUCAAUUCAAUGCCACAGAACUACUGCGAAUUCAAUUCAAUCACCGACGAGCUGCUGAACUCUGGCAUCGAAUUAAUUGUUGGAUCCCACAACAUUGCUUAUAUAGACAAUGCAGAGAGCCAAGACCCUCAGGCCAUUUUCAAUUUCUCGCGAAAGUGCACUCCCGAGGAGUUGGAGAACCAGAAGUAUGCCCUGAGUCUCGUUCCCCGGUGCAAUGCGACGCUCUGCAGCUUCAAGGAGACUCUGCAAUCGGUCUUCAAGGUGACGAACAGACGGCCAUGGUCGUGGAACGCCAAGCUGUACAUCGGCAGCAAUAUCAUCAUCAACGUGCAGGGGAUGAUUGCUAUGAAGAACCAAACGCCCGUCAAGCUGGAGCGGGUCUGGGCCGUGUCCGAUGAGACGGUGUCGCGUGAAACGCACCAUUUCAUCAAAGGUGCUGAGGUGACGCCCCAGCCCGAGGACCUUAUGACCGGCUACAUGCUGGGCGGCACAGCUGUGCCCUAUGAUGAUUCGCUACUCGAGCCGAAAGCGCCGCAUCCGCCAGGUCUGCACUUCUUCGCAUUCAUCAAGCGGGACUCGGUGCCGGAUGAGUACUUCGCUGGGGAUUCGCUGUACCUGCUGGCCCACCAAAAGGGAAGCACAGCGUCGGCCAACAAACUGGAUGCCCUGGUGAGGGCUUUGCGCAGCAGCAACCAUGCGAUGCUCUGCUGGAAGAUCUACAGCCCCAAGUUGAACACCCCCAAAAUGGUGAUUCUGCUGCCGAAAGUGCCGGACGACACCCAUCCGGCCACGCUCUACAUGCUGGAGCUCUCCUACACGUCGCAGCAUCACUUCUGGGACUUUCCAUCGUUGCGCACUGCCAAGUCGGAGUGUAGCGAUGAGCAACUAGAGGCCAUCGACAAGCUGAUCGACAGCACCAACCUGGAGUGCAGCCUCAGCGAAACCCAGCAGCCGCGAAAGUGGCGUCGGAACGAUCUGAUGCCAUUUGACAGUCUGCCAAGCAUCUUCGAGCAGAACGUGAUGGAUGUCCUGGAGCGAAGGGUGAUCAAGGAGCGGCAGGACGAUGAGCAGUUCAAAGAAAUGCUGAAGGACAAGAACUUUGUCGACGUCUUCUGGAGUGUCCCCGAGCCGCUCGAAGAGAAAUCAAAGCAAGCAGCAGCCACCGUGAAGAAGCUCUUCCCACUGAAGCACAGCAGAGCCUGGCUGGAAAAGCUCCAGGCCAAGGAGCAGGCCGAGAAUGCUCUGCCCGUCAAGGCCGAGCCCCAAGAGAAUGAAAUUCCCAUUCCAGCGGACGGCGUGGGCUUGGUCACACCCGCCCAGGACUACACUCGCAUCCUGUCGAGCGUCCGCUCCAUUAGCAACGUCACCCGGAGAGAUGCCCAGUUCCAGGCGCUGGCCGCCCAAGUCCGUGUGGUUAUCGUCACUCUUCUCGAGCGGAAAAAGCUCAACCUGGAGCAGCUGGGCGAGCUCAUUUCGCUGUACCGGCAGAGCUGUCUCGAUUUUAAUGCGUUCCUGGAGUACGAUAAGUUUACGGAGGACCUGAAGAAGAUCGCGCUGGCGAAGAGACUGAAGGAGUUCUGGAAGGACAUCAUAGAUGGCAGACAGCUGGGUCCCUUGGUGCUGGGCGAGCCCACUCUGGACGAUGAACUGAGCCUCAAGGCGUAUUAUACCAUCGAUGACUGGCAGGAAGAUCAGGCGCCGUCUCCGGAUACAGAACUCCAUUGAAAAUUGUUUCUUAUUCGGUUUCCCAAUUAUAUUUAGUUUAAUUAAUUUCAAAAUACAUUUACGCUUCACAAACGCACA
Molecule: messenger RNA, 2359 nt
Organism: Drosophila obscura
Lineage: Eukaryota; Metazoa; Arthropoda; Insecta; Diptera; Drosophilidae
Gene: Ku80
Exons: 5
Coding region: 176-2281 (701 amino acids)
Biological process (GO): telomere maintenance; cellular response to gamma radiation; double-strand break repair via nonhomologous end joining
Cellular component (GO): Ku70:Ku80 complex; nucleus
Molecular function (GO): telomeric repeat DNA binding; damaged DNA binding; double-stranded DNA binding
Source: RefSeq, a predicted model, not a curated record